Pieris napi is the source of this 1520-nucleotide messenger RNA. RefSeq lists its product as uncharacterized. The transcript has 4 exons. Lineage: Eukaryota; Metazoa; Arthropoda; Insecta; Lepidoptera; Pieridae. The record is from RefSeq and is a predicted model, not a curated record. The coding region runs from base 237 to 1283 and encodes 348 amino acids.
AUCUGAGUCUUAUUAUCAAUUUAUUUCUUAGGAAUCACUAAAAACAAUAUGUUAGUAGACUUUGUGGAUUGUUCAUUCGUAGAUUUUCGAUUCGAUAGCUUUACCUUGUAGCAUAUACAGAUAAGGCUUAAUUAUAACUUGCCUAGUCAAGGUUCUAUAAUGUAAUUGGAAUGUAGAAAUAUAUAAUAAUAUAUUGAAUUGUAUACGAGCAGACACGGUAACUAUAAGUCGAAAUCAUGUUUUCGUUCAGAAAAUUUUCAGUAAUUAAUUGUAUUCUAGCAAUUCGUAUCUGUUUCGGACAUUUCUGCGAAUUGUCUACAUCGAAACGGGUUAACUUCGUUUGCAAAUACUAUUGUAUAGUAUUUUAUAUAUGGCAAAUUAUUUUUUUGUACAAAUAUUUACUUCUCGCAUCUACACAUCUAUACCUACAACUUAUACUUGUAUGCUUCAAAUCUAUAUCUAAUGCGCUCAUUGCGGUUUUUUUUAAGGAGUCAUAUUUUUUUAAAUAUUGUGCAGAUGUUGAGACGAUUGAUAAAGUGUUACGAUUCAAUGUAAAGUCCACUAUUUAUUCAAUUGUUGUUUACGGAAUGUCUCUAAUACACUACAUUAUAAUCACCAUUUUCAUAUUUAAAACCUAUAACGCAGGUUCUUUCUUCGAGUUUUGCUCGUUUUUAGUAUCCGACGUUUCUUUAAUGCUUGCUUCCAUUGUUAUUUCGUUGAGUUACGAAAUGUUUUGGACUCGAAUGAAAUUAUUGAAGGAUUACUUUAAGCAAUACGUUCACAAUGGAGACUUGACUGUUGAGUCGAAGAACUUCCACUUGAAACAGUUUACACAUGUUUACAAAAGUCUUUUAGAUGCCGUGAAAGAUGCGAAUGCUGCUCUCAAAAUAAAGAUGUUUAUCGACACAAUUUUUGUAUUCAGCAAGAUGGUUACUGAGACUCAUUUUCAAAUCAUUGCCGUUAUUUCAGAUGGGUUUUCUUUGAACAUGAUUCUGCCAAUAACCAGUAUUUUAGCACAUUUUUACCUAACUUUUCUGGGCGUAAUAUUUUUAGAGUUGGUUCUAAAGGAAUAUGAGGAAAUAAAAGGCAUGAUAGCUCUCGAGUUAGUAAGAUGUGAAGAUGCUGAAUACCAUGAUGAAAUUGUAUUAACUCUAGAAUAUUUAGAGGUUAGGGCCCCUCGUUACUCAAUAUGGAGGAUCUUUCCCCUGGAUAUAUCACUUUUAACUGGUUUACUUAACUGUUCUGUCACCUACAUUAUAGUUUUAUUAUCUUUUAAGUAUUAAGCAAAAGUGUUAAGACAUAAAAUCCAAUGCGAAUAUCGAUCAUUUCGAUAUCAUCUAUUAUAAUUAUCUUCAUGUUGUAUCGUGCACGAUUCAGAUUCUAUAGUGAUAGGGCUCAAUCACAUUAGCAUAAUAUUUCAUAUCGAAUCACUUUACUAGAACUAUAAUGUUUAUGGAAAUGAAUAACAUUGCGUCGAUGCUAUAAAAUAUUUAAGCACUAAGUGACAUUUUUAUACCUAC